GAGAGAAUUCCUAGUCAACCAUGGGUGUCCGUACCAAGACCGUGAAGGGCUCUGCCGUCAAGAUCAUCGAGAAGUACUACUCGCGUCUUACUCUCGACUUCGACACCAACAAGCGUGUGUGCGAUGAAGUUGCCAUCAUCCCGUCCAAGCGUAUGCGCAACAAGAUUGCCGGUUACAUCACGCACCUCAUGAAGCGCAUCCAGCACGGCCAGGUACGCGGCAUCUCGCUUAAGCUCCAGGAGGAGGAGCGUGAGCGCCGCAUGGACUUCGUCCCGGAGGUCUCGGCCAUCGACACGGAGAACAUCGAGAUCGACAACGACACCAAGGACCUGCUGGCCCACCUCGACCUCAAGUUGGCCGGCGUGCACGUGCCCCAGCCUAAGGCCCGUGAGCAGCACCACCACCACCGCAACUAAGUAUCUUUUACCGGAAGGCUUACGUUGCUAUGUGCUGGAUGUAGCAGGACAACUGCGUCUUAUCUUUGAGAAGACUGUGGUUUUGCUAUCUCGAUAAUCCCAUGGACAAUUCUUUCUUCAUUUGCCAUUCGUCA
Messenger RNA from Phytophthora infestans T30-4, 550 nucleotides. RefSeq names its product 40S ribosomal protein S17, putative. Gene Ontology annotation, biological process: translation. The transcript is spliced from 2 exons. The record is from RefSeq and is a predicted model, not a curated record. Lineage: Eukaryota; Oomycota; Peronosporomycetes; Peronosporales; Peronosporaceae. Gene Ontology annotation, molecular function: structural constituent of ribosome. Gene Ontology annotation, cellular component: ribosome. Bases 21 to 416 code for a protein of 131 amino acids.